This is a messenger RNA of Fulvia fulva, 1392 nucleotides long. RefSeq names its product Serine/threonine-protein kinase Nek1. The record is from RefSeq and is a predicted model, not a curated record. The transcript has a single exon. Gene Ontology annotation, biological process: protein phosphorylation. Bases 1 to 1392 code for a protein of 463 amino acids. Gene Ontology annotation, molecular function: protein kinase activity; ATP binding. NCBI's taxonomy places the organism in Eukaryota, Fungi, Ascomycota, Dothideomycetes, Mycosphaerellales, Mycosphaerellaceae.
AUGUAUCCGCUACCCUUCGGCGGCUUCCCAGGCAUGCCUUUCGCCGGCAGACAAGGCCCUCCUUACGGCAACGGUAUGCCGAUGGCUCAAGGCAUGCCAUUCGGUGGUGGCUUUGCCCCCGGCGCUUUCGGUCAACCUCGACGUCACCCACUCGACGAUGUGCUGAGACGCCAAGAUCCCAUCUUCGCUGCCAACCGCGGCAGGCGGAUGAGUAUGCCCGGCGGCUGGCCACACCCACAACAACAACAUCCCUUCGCUGGCAGACCAUGGAUGGCGGGCGCGGAUGAUCCGAUUCGGAACUUCGAUCCCUCGAGGACAGCGCGUUCGGCAAGACGCAACCCCAACCCUCUCUUGAAUGCUGCACCACCACAAGGCCGUGACUUCGACCCCAGAAAGCCGGCUCAACUCCCGGAGCGCCUGUUCAACCCAAUGCGAGCAGCUCCACUUCCACGUCGACCAGCUCGGCAGGAGGCUCCUCGAGUGCAGCUCACUCCAGGAGUGCCUUCGCUUGGCGAGCCACACGACAAACACAAAGCAUUGCAACGCUAUGAGAAGAUCAAAUCGCUCAAGACGGGUGGCAUGUCCGUUGCGAUCAACCUGCUUCGAGGUCGCGCAGAUGGGAAGCUCUACAUCGAGAAGCGCAUCAGCAUCGAGGGCAUGAGCGGCAAGCGUGCCGUCGCAGAGCUUAACACACUCAAGACUGUCAGAGGACAUGCGCACCUCAACCAGCUGAUCGAACACAAGACACUCGACGGCCGCUUCUGCUCGAUGGUGCUCGAGUAUUGCGACCGCGGCUCUCUGCAGGAUCGGAUGCAGGCAGUGAUGCAGGCGAAGUCCAUGUUCACCGAGGCCGAUAUCUGGAAUGUACUACUCGGCGUGUCGAGAGCGCUGGCAUUCCUCCAUACUGGAACCAAAGCCGGAAAGACAGAGCCAGUCUCUGGCUGGAAGGCGAUUGCGCACCUCGAUAUCAAGCCAGGCAACAUCCUCAUUUCCGCCCCAGGCGGCGAAUUUGGCAAGAGUCGAGUGGUGCUCGCAGAUUUUGGCUGCGCCGUGAGUAUCGAAGAUCUUCAGCGUGGACGCGAGACCGGUCGUCGCCAACCAUGUGGCACUCCACAAUGGUAUCCACCAGAAGGUAUUCAGGGUCAAGGAUAUGGAAGCAAGACUGACCUCUACAUGCUGGGCGCCUCAAUUCAUACUCUCUGUCACCUUCGUCCGAUUCCAUCCUCGACUCUGCCCAACUAUGGCUCGCCGUGCGGCAAUCGAUACGGCUCGGAUCUGAACCGUAUCGUUCAGCUCCUUACUCAGGUCAACUGGAAAGAGCGCCCAGCUGCGAGGAAGGUUGCGCCGGCAGCUCUGGAUGGAUUGAAGAAGAGCCUCCAGCAGCAGCGUUGA